Molecule: messenger RNA, 1167 nt
Organism: Candidula unifasciata
Lineage: Eukaryota; Metazoa; Mollusca; Gastropoda; Stylommatophora; Geomitridae
Source: the annotation of a GenBank genome assembly
AUGCCAGACCAAGUUGCUCUAAAGAAACAGAUCACCCUGUUCCAGGGUGUCGCCAUCAUUGUUGGCAUCAUCAUCGGCUCAGGGAUUUUUGUCUCCCCUGUGGGGAUUCUGAUGCACACCAAAUCGAUUGGCUUAUCUAUGAUCAUGUGGGCCAUCUGCGGGGUAUACAACACACUGUGUGCCCUGUGCUAUGCUGAACUCGGAGCUUCCAUGCCGCAGUCAGGAGGAGAGUAUGUUUAUAUCCAGAGGGCUUUCGGAGAUUACCCAGCAUUUAUCUGUCUGUGGAUAAACUUCCUGUUGAUCUGCCCCGUGGGGAUUGCUGCACUCAGUCUCAUAGCAUCUUUGUACAUCCUGCAGCCAUUGUUUCCUGACUGUGAGGUGCCGGUUGUGGCAGAACGUUUCAUUGCCAUCUGUAUAUUCUGGCUGCUGAUAGCUAUCAACACAAGAAACGUCAAGUGGGCAACCCGAGUGCAGGUUGUCAUCACUGUUUCCAAGCUGGUUGCCUUAACUCUGGUGGUUGUCAUCGGCAUGGUGUACCUGGCUAAAGGAGAGACUGAGAACUUGCAGGAGACCUUUGUGGACAGUGAUUACAGUGCCGGGGCCAUUGCUCUGUCCUUUUAUUCUGGGUUCUGGGCAUACAGCGGGUGGAGUUACCUAAACUUCUUGACUGAAGAGCUUGUAAAUCCCCAUAGAAACCUGCCGUUAGCCAUUAUGAUCUCCAUGAUUACGGUCAUCUGUGUGUACCUGGUCACCAACAUUGCAUACAUUGCUGUCCUCACGCCGGCACAGAUGUUGCAAUCAACGGCUGUUGCUGUGACGUUUGCAGAACAAACAAUGGGGAUUAUGCAGUGGAUCAUGCCCAUUCUCAUUGCCAUAUCAGUCUGUGGGACCAUGAACGGGACAGCAUUGUCAAUGUCCAGGUUAUUCUUCAUUGGGGCCAAGAACAACCACAUGCCUAUGUUUAUGUCCAUGAUACAGUACAAGUUCCUCACUCCUGCCUGUUCCUUGUUCAUUAUUAUGCUGCUUGUAUUCUGUUUUCAAAUGUCCAGAGACAUUUGGUUUCUCAUUGAAAUGGAAGGGUUCGGAUUCGCAACCGUUCUCACCAUGGUGUUUGCAGGACAGGUUUGGCUGCGUUUCAAGGAGCCAGAUUUGUACAGGCCAAUUAAG